AUGGCGCUUGAAGCACUGCCUCCUCAACUCAGCUGCUUCUGUCAGCUCGUAGGUCUGCCCAGCUUCUGUGGACCCGGCACGAGAGCAGGACAAGAUUCUGCGCGUUCCGGAUCUCUGCUUCCGCCCACUAAUGCUCAUCCUGUCUCCUUUCUCGAUUGUCUGAACGUUAGCAGUCCUGAGGGUGGUGAUUUUAACCGCAUGCAAGAUCUUGAGGAUUUGCCAGCUUGCAGUGAAGACCCCAGACUACCCUCGCUUUGCAAUGCACCACUGUUCGUACCGAUUGGUCAAGCUCCCUACCUUGCGUCCGCUAGCCUCACAGUUCUCUACGUGGCGCUCUCUAGUGCCGGAGAAGAAGACCCUUAUAGACGGAAAAUGGUAUACAACCCCAGCACAGAGGCCGUGGUUGCCGAGGUUCCGGCGCUUACAAGCACUGAAGUUAAUACCGCCAUUACCUUCGCAGCUGAGGCACAGAGGGCCUGGGCCGCGAAAACUGCGGGUGAACGGGCUUCCGUCAUUAGGCGCUGGGCUGAUGUUCUUCGCGCACAGACCCCUCUUCUUGCCGAGCUAAUUACCACCGAAAAUGGAAAAGUAGAUUCAGACGCAACAGGCGAGAUUCCUUCCGUAAUUGCUACACUCGAGUCGCAUGCGGAAGAGGCCUCUUUCUUGACACCUCCGCCUUCCUUUGUUCUUCCCGCCUGUAUUGCUGUUCUCCCCCACAUUCUCUCUCUCUCUCUUUCGCCCGUCCUCCUUCCUUUUGUUCCGCUUCAUGGGUUCCUUUUCAAGUUUCACAUUCCAUAUUUUCCUAUUUCGAGGAAUUUGAUGGGCAAAGUCGAUUCAGAUGCCAGAGGCGAGAUCGCUUCCGCUAUUGCUGGGCUGGAGUGGUAUGCAGAAGAGGCGAAGCGUACCUAUGGCUGCAUCAUUCCCUCAACCUCGAUUCCCAACAGGCGUCUUCUUGUGAAUCAUCAACCUGUCGGAGUUGUGGCGAUGAUUACGCCU
Messenger RNA from Dibothriocephalus latus, 996 nucleotides. NCBI's taxonomy places the organism in Eukaryota, Metazoa, Platyhelminthes, Cestoda, Diphyllobothriidea, Diphyllobothriidae. The record is from the annotation of a GenBank genome assembly.